AUGUCAUAUAUUGCUCAAACCCAAAAGAAACACCUUUAUUACAUCGAUCAACACAACUACAAAAGGCACAAAAAGCAAAUAAACGAAGGGCGACACAAGCCUCACAAAGAUGAUGAAAAUAGAAGCAAGCACAUGCAUGCAACAAUCUUGGAGAAGAAAAACAAAGUGAUUAUGCAAAUUGGGGAAAAAAACGAAGUGAUGAUUACUGCAGAUGGUCCUGUCUGGAAUUUAUUGUUGGAACAAUUCUUUUUUUUUUGGUUGGAACAAAUUAAACAGACACAAACUAGAGAGACUUAUUGGUAG
Eruca vesicaria subsp. sativa (arugula) is the source of this 303-nucleotide messenger RNA. NCBI's taxonomy places the organism in Eukaryota, Viridiplantae, Streptophyta, Magnoliopsida, Brassicales, Brassicaceae. The record is from the annotation of a GenBank genome assembly.